This is a messenger RNA of Mollisia scopiformis, 1459 nucleotides long. RefSeq lists its product as uncharacterized. The record is from RefSeq and is a predicted model, not a curated record. Gene Ontology annotation, molecular function: hydrolase activity, acting on ester bonds. The transcript has a single exon. Bases 126 to 1235 code for a protein of 369 amino acids. NCBI's taxonomy places the organism in Eukaryota, Fungi, Ascomycota, Leotiomycetes, Helotiales, Mollisiaceae. Gene Ontology annotation, biological process: phospholipid catabolic process.
UCUGUGGCUUUAACCGCCUUGGCUAUGCUUGCCAGAGUUGUCGCGGCUCAGUACGAACUCGCAGACGAUGAGGUCCCUUUCAUUGGAGGCGGCGUCUACGAGGGCAGCGACCCAGAUCUCGCAGGAUGGACCGUUCAAUACAACCCACCUUCGACCCAUCAACAUACGGUGAAUACUACACUUGGGCCGUGAACAACAACACUGUUGGCAUCAACAAUAACACAUUUCAAACUGACCCUCUCGGCAUCCCAAACACCCCUGACGAGAAUACCAUCUUUCCAUUCUUCGUGAUCAACGAAGGAACACCAAAGAAGAACAUCAUCGACGACGAUGCGGACAGACAACAACCAGGCCAUAGAAAAUUCAAAAAGAUUCUCCAUGUGAUCUUCGAGAAUGAGGUCUUUAGCUGGACCAUGGGAGAUCAGCGGUGGAAGCUCCUCGCCAAGCGUGGUAGACUUUUGACCAACAGUCACGCGAUAACUCAUCCAUCGUUGGGUAACUACGCAUCUAUCUUAGCUGGUGAUUACUUUGGAAUUGCCGAUGAGGAUUUCUACAACAUCAACGCUACGACCAUCUAUGAUCUGCUGGACGAGAAGAGCAUUGACUAUGCAACUUACGCCGAGUGGUACACCCCCUUGGAGACUAAGCGAGGUCCAAAUGAUUGCAACAAUGAGAUGUUCAUCGGCCCUCUCGACAGCACAAACCCAGCUUGGAACGGACCAGUGUAUCGUCGGUUGGACGUACCACCUCUGUUGAUUACUACCUACACCAGUGACUACACCCGCUGCAGCAAAAUUUACAACGCCACCGGCAAAUUCGACGACGAUGUCUCCUCUCACAAUCUUCCUCCCUACUCCAUUUACGUCCCAGACAUGCUCUACAACGCCCACGACCCAGAAUCAGACAGUGACUACGCUCAUCAACCAACCACUGCGGGUAUCUGGUUCAACGCUUGGCUGGACAUAUAUCUUGACGAUUUGAAAGAUCAGGGAACGUUGGUUGUGGCGACUUUCGAUGAAGCGACGUGGCAAAAUGACGAUGAUUCGGACCCAAACAAUAAGAAUCAGAUUGCGACUAUCUUGUUCGGCCAGGGCAUUACUCCUAAUACUCAGGAUCCUGCGUACAUUACUCAUUAUGGUGUUCUCAAAGGCACGAUCGCAAAUUUCAAUUUGGGGUCUCUUGGACGAAAUGAUACGAAUGCUACCAAUGGCAAUCUAGCAGUGCUGGUGAACUGAGAAGGAAGAUAAGAGAUGCUGUUUCUAUAUUUUCUAAUUUUUUGAUCAAAUUUAUUUCCGUUUUAAAAAAAGAGCUCCUAUAAAUCCAUGGGAAACGGCUCUAACGGUUUUUGUGCCCUGUAGAGCUACCUGUGCUUGUGAAGGGCUUAUUUCUUGAAUCGGUAAAUAUCAAAGCAAAUAGCAGCUUAACUAAUUGUGAAAACAAUAAAAUGAUUAUUGAGUUG